GUGCUGUGGGGAAGGCCGCCCCCGCGCCGUGCUCCUCGCGCCCCGGAAGGACAAGCGGGUGCUGGGAAGAUGGCGGCGGCGAGCGCGCUGGUGACGACGGCCCCGGUGUGCGUGCUGGUGCUGGGCAUGGCCGGCUCCGGGAAAACCACCUUCGUGCAGCGACUCGCGGCCCACCUGCAUGGGCAGCGCUGCCCCCCGUACGUGAUCAACCUGGACCCCGCCGUGCACGACCUGCCCUUCCCGGCUAACAUCGAUAUCAGGGACACUGUGAAGUACAAAGAAGUCAUGAAACAAUAUGGGCUGGGCCCAAAUGGUGGAAUAGUGACCUCUCUCAAUCUCUUUGCUACAAGAUUUGAUCAGGUGAUGAAGUUUAUUGAAAAAAGGCAAAAUGCAUCCAAGUAUGUUAUUAUUGACACACCAGGGCAAAUUGAGGUAUUCACCUGGUCAGCAUCAGGAACCAUCAUAACUGAGGCCUUGGCUUCCUCUUUUCCUUCAGUUGUUGUUUAUGUGAUGGACACCUCUCGCAGUACUAACCCUAUCACCUUUAUGUCCAACAUGCUGUAUGCUUGCAGUAUCCUGUACAAGACAAAGCUACCUUUCAUUGUUGUCAUGAACAAAACUGACAUAAUUGACCACAGUUUUGCAGUAGAAUGGAUGCAGGACUUUGAGACUUUUCAGGAUGCCUUGAAUCAAGAGACAUCCUAUGUCAGUAACCUGACUCGUUCUAUGAGUUUAGUGUUGGAUGAAUUUUACAGUUCACUGAAGGUGGUUGGUGUUUCUGCUGUGCUCGGCACAGGACUGGAUGAUUUUUUUGUUCAGCUUUCUAAAGCUGUAGAUGAAUAUGAGAGAGAAUACCGUCCAGAAUAUGAGCGCCUGAGAAAAACACUGGAGAAAGCUCAAAAUAAACAAAAGAAAGAGCAGCUGGAACACUUGUGGAAGGACAUGGGCAGCGUUUGUGUGCAGGGCAACACACUCGCAGGGUCUGAUGAUGCUUCUGCAAUGGGUCCCUCCGAGCUGAUCCUAACACGAGGAACUCUUGACGAAGAAGAAGAGAGGCAGAGUGAUACUGAUGACAUUGACCAUGAAGUUACUGAGGAGAGUCAUGAAGAACCAGCUUUCAGAAACUUUAUGCAAGAGACGCGGAUGAAAUACCAGAGAAGCAUCAAACCGAGUGAACGAGACCUUCAGAAAUAGAGGGUUUGGAAUCCCUUGUAAUGGAGUUAAAACAACUGUUGGCUAUAUGAGUUGAAGGUCUUGUAUCCAACUGACUGCACGUUUGGCUGUCUGCCACUGUGACUUCCUGAAGCUGAAGGAACCAGAUAGGACUUUCUUUUGCUCCAAAUUCUUUAGAUGUGCCUGUUGAGAGCUCAGAUUUUGAGCUCUGACAGUAUUAGCAUCUAGAGUAUUUCUUGGUCUCCAGAAGUGUGUUCUGUUCACCUUGUGCAGACAGGUGUCUGUUGCAGCCAGGACACGAGUGAAAUCUCUGCUGCAUGAAACUUCAUCAAUCUAGUGUUUGAUGUUUUGGUUUUAAUUAAAUAUAUUUUAUGUACUAACAAAUGCAUGAUGGUUAAUAGCAGCAGAUUUCAUUUCACCUUU
This is a messenger RNA of Harpia harpyja (harpy eagle), 1596 nucleotides long. RefSeq names its product GPN-loop GTPase 1-like. NCBI's taxonomy places the organism in Eukaryota, Metazoa, Chordata, Aves, Accipitriformes, Accipitridae. Gene Ontology annotation, molecular function: ATP hydrolysis activity; GTPase activity. The coding region runs from base 70 to 1194 and encodes 374 amino acids. The record is from RefSeq and is a predicted model, not a curated record. The transcript is spliced from 15 exons.